Coregonus sp. 'balchen' is the source of this 4900-nucleotide messenger RNA. Lineage: Eukaryota; Metazoa; Chordata; Actinopteri; Salmoniformes; Salmonidae. The record is from the annotation of a GenBank genome assembly.
AUGGAGGAGAAUCACACCGCAGCCAACAUUGCGCAGAGACUUGGAGAAGUUGCCGAUGCAUACGAAAUCCCAGGAUGUAAAAAGGUUGCUGUGGUACAUGACAACGCCGCAAACAUGGUUUUGUGUGCAGAUAUACUGGAGCAGGAAGAGGAAGGGGCAGAUGUAAAAGGAGUCAGAUGUAACAAACCUUACAGCUGUGCAUCAACACCGCUCUCAAACAAGACCCCAUCUGUCGCACCGCGGCUGCAGCCAGACAUCUCGUGGCUCAAUUUAAGAAGGGAGCAAAAGCCAGAAAGGGACCGAAGGAGAAACAGAAACAACAAAAAGGGUGUUGAACACCUCCUGAUCCAAGACGUUUCCACGCGGUGGAACUAUUCUCAGACCAUGUUAGAGCGUCUGCUAGAACAGAAAUGGCCCGUAACAGCAGUGCUCUCUGAACGCUACCUUCAUCUCACCACAGCGCAAUGGAACAUGGCAGAAGAUAUUUUGAAUGUGCUGAAGCCGAUGGUCACCCUGACUGAGCUGCUGUCCGAGGAGGCCAACGCAUCCUUAUCUGCAACCAUAUCCAUUCCGGCCAAACUGAAACGGCGCCACUUGGCCGUAGUGGAGGACGACAGCCCCACCACUAACAGUCUUAAAACAAAGCUGCUAGGGGAAACUGAACAAAGAAAUCAGCUCAACGACCGACUACUUGUCCAAGCAGCAGUCUAAGACCCCCGCUUCAAGGUGCUUUCGUUCGUUGACGAUGCAAAACGAGAUGAAGCCUACAUCAACGUGUCCCAGCUGGCCGACCGUUUGAGCGCGGCACAGCCAGAGCCCGCUGAGGGAGAUGAAAGAGCAGGAGAUCGAGAUGUGUGGAGAUGAUGGAGAGGAAGAGGAUCAAGGGGAUAGCAAAUAAUAAAUGAAGGAUUAUCUCCAAGAUAGAACGAAAGUCAACGCUGGACCGCUAGCUUGGUGGGGAAACGAGGGCAGGUAUUCGAAGCUGGCCAGAGCAGCGAAAUACCUCCUCUCCAUCCCGGCCACUUCCACUCCGUCAGAGCGGAUCUUUUCCAAGGCAGGAUUUAUAGUCAAUAAAACCAGGAGCUGCCUUCUGCCCCAAAAUGUUGACAAAUUGGUGUUCCUGUCCCGUAACUUGAAAAGAUUGGGGAAGUAGGCAAUGGCUAUUCAGUGGUCUAUGUGAGUAAGUAGGCCAGUCCAAUACAGUUGACAGAUAGAGAGAUUAUUAACCUAUUAUGCAGGCUGCUAAGUGUUUGGAAUUGUGAAAUAGCCUAUGCUUAUGGUUUUUUGGUAGCCUGGGCCUAUACAAACCAUUUUAUGUUCAGCAUAAGCUGCUGUUGAAGGUGGUGUAAAUAGCCUCCUGUUGUGAUAGGCUACAACUUGUUCUUUAUUUAGCCUAUUUUCUUAUUCAUUUAUUUUGUUCGUUAUUAAACAUAAUAUAUUAUUUACUGCUCGAUGUUCAGCUUUGUUAAUAAUAUUUUUACUGUAAUACUGUCCAACUAUGUUGAUUGAAUACUAGGCCUACUGCUGCUGUUCGUCAUUUAUUUUAAUUACAGUAAGCACAAUAUUAUUGUUUGUUCAAUUUGUUAUGUUCUUAAUAAUUGAAAAUAAAAACAAAUACUUCCUUAAACCAUCUGCUUUUUAUUUCAUAGGCUAUAUAAUUUUUUUGUGCAAUAUAUCAUAUUUGAGAGACAAAGGCUAUUCGUGCUUGGAGUCAGUUUCCCACUCCUCUGUCAUAAGCGUUGCUGUGGGUGCGGGGCACAGCCGCUGCAGUGGCGCUUUCCAAUGUGCUCAAUUGAAUCUUCUUUGAGUGCUUUCUUCCGUGUUGGGUUGGGAAGGAGGGUAAGGUCGGGUUGGGAACAGGGUUUUUUCUUCUGGUUAUCUUGAUCUCUCGCUCCCUCUGAGUUGUGUCUUAAUUAUUUCAUCAAGCAGUGCGCUUAAAGAAUCAGACAAACUCAGUGCAUAAUAUAGUGUCACGCCCUGGCUCUGGGGACUCUAAUAUGUUGAGCCAGGGUGUGUAAAGUCUAUGUGUUUUGUUCUAGGUUUCACAUUCUAGUAUUGUUGUUCUAUGUUGGCCAGUGUGGUUCUCAAUCAGAGGCAACGUGAUUCAGCUGUUGCUUGUUGUCUCUGAUUGAGAACCAUACUUUAGCAGCCUGUUUCCCCACAGAGUUUGUGGGAUCUUGUUUCUAGUCUGUAGUGUUAGACCGUGAACUGUCACGUUUUCGUUUUGUCGUUUUUGAUCGUGUCUCUAAUAAAGAGUAUGUUUGCCUGCAACGCUGCGCCUUGGUCCUCAUCUCUGUUCGACGAUCGUGACAUAUAGUUGAUUUUAAUAAAACACAGGGUGUGUCUAUACAGUGAGGAAAAAAAGUAUUUGGUCCCCUGCUGAUUUUGUACGUUUGCCCACUGACAGAGACAUGAUCAGUCUAUAAUUGUAAUGGUAGGUUUAUUUGAACAGUGAGAGACAGAAUAACAACAAAAAAGUCCAGAAAAAACACAUGUCAAAAAUGAUAUAAAUUGAUUUGCAUUUUAAUGAGGGAAAUAAGUAUUUGACCCCUCUGCAAAACAUGACUUAGUACUUGGUGGCAAAACCCUUGUUGGCAAUCACAGAGGUCAGACGUUUCUUGUAGUUGGCCACCAGGUUUGCACACAUCUCAGGAGGGAUUCUGUUCCACUCCUCUUUGCAGAUCUUCUCCAAGUCAUUAAGGUUUUGAGGCUGACGUUUGGCAACUCGAACCUUCAGCUCCCUCCACAGAUUUUCUAUGGGAUUAAGGUCUGGAGACUGGCUAGGCCACUCCAGGACCUUAAUGUGCUUUUUCUUGAGCCACUCCUUUGUUGCCUUGUCCGUGUGUUUUGGGUCAUUGUCAUGCUGGAAUACCUAUCCACGACCCAUUUUCAAUGCCCUGGCCGAGGGAAGGAGGUUCACACUCAAGAUUUGACUGUACAUGGCAACGUCCAUCGUUCCUUUGAUGCGGUGAAGUUAUCCUGUCCCCUUAGCAGAAAAACAUCCCAAAGCAUAAUGUUUCCACCUCCAUGUUCGACGGUGGGGAUGGUGUUCUUGGGGUCAUAGUCAGCAUUGCUCCUCCUCCAAACACGGCGAGUUGAGUUGAUGCCAAAGAGCUCGAUUUUGGUCUCAUCUGACCACAACACUUUCACCCAGUUCUCCUCUGAAUCAUUCAGAUGUUCAUUGGCAAACUUCAGACGGCCCUGUAUAUGUGCUUUCUUGAGCAGGGGGACCUUGCGGGCGCUGCAGGAUUUCAGUCCUUCAUAGCGUAGUGUGUUACCAAUUGUUUUCUUGGUGACUAUGGUCCCAGCUGCCUUGAGAUCAUUGACAAGAUCCUCCCGUGUAGUUCUGGGCUGAUUCCUCACCGUUCUCAUGAUCAUUGCAACUCCACGAGGUGAGAUCUUGCAUGGAGCCCCAGGCCGAGGGAGAUUGACAGUUAUUUUGUGUUUCUUCCAUUUGCGAAUAAUCGCACCAACUGUUGUCACCUUCUCACCAAGCUGCUUGGCGAUGGUCUUGUAGCCCAUUCCAGCCUUGUGUAGGUCUACAAUCUUGUCCCUGACAUCCUUGGAGAGCUCUUUGGUCUUGGCCAUGGUGGAGAGUUUGGAAUCUGAUUGAUUGAUUGCUUCUGUGGACAGGUGUCUUUUAUACAGGUAACAAACUGAGAUUAGGAGCACUCCCCUUAAGAGUGUGCUCCUAAUCUCAGCUCGUUACCUGUAUAAAAGACACCUGGGAGCCAGAAAUCUUUCUGAUUGAGAGGGGGUCAAACACUUAUUUCCCUCAUUAAAAUGCAAAUCAAUUUAUAAAAUGUUUUACAUGUGUUUUUCUGGAUUUUGUUGUUGUUAUUCUGUCUCUCACUGUUGAAAUAAACCUACCAUUAAAAUUAUAGACUGAUCAUUUCUUUGUCAGUGGGCAAACAUACAAAAUCAGCAGGGGAUCAAAUACUUUUUUCCCUCACUGUAUAUGGAAAAAUACACGUUUGAAAAUGUCGACCAAUCGAUUGGUCGAAGGAACAGACGACUCUCGGUCGACCAAGAUUUUUGUUGGUCGGGGACAGCCCUAGUAUGUAUACUAUAGUUAACUGUAAAUACUACAGUAUACUACAGUAAAUACUACAGUGAAUACUACAGUAAAGUAUUUUUUUUUAAAUACUAAAAAAAAUAAAAAAUAUGUAUGCACUCACUAACUGUAAAUUGCUCUGGAUAAGAGCGUCUGCUAAAUGACUAAAAUGUAAAUGUAAAGUCCGCAAAAACACUACAGUGAAUACUAUAGUAUUUAUACCAUAGUAUACUAUAGUAUUUUCUUAUGUGGGUUGUCCUCAAUGCUUCCCCAGAGGUGAGCUGCGAUGCAGACAGACAGCCGGUAUGACUAACUGGUGUUUUUAAUGGCACCACGCUUCAUCCCUGGUGAGAGAUUAAGAUGGCGAAGAGCCUCAGGCACCGCCUUCUUCCUCAAUCUAUUUUUACACAGACAUGCCUGGCCCCAUCCAGCAGCCUAACCAAGUAGUGUCCGUGCAAGGCCAGCACCGCAGAUGCUUAGUCAGCCAUCUAGUCAGCUUCAGUCUAAAACCACAGUCAAAUAAGGACACUGGACUGUUAGAGAUGACACAACUCUAUCUGCAGAGAUCAACAGAAAAGAGCAGCAAACUAACUAGAGAGACAGAGCACUAGCAGGAUAGAGCAGACAUUUCAGGUAGCCUGGAUGAGUCUCAGUCUGGAUGGGAGUCACAGUCAGACACAGGACUGAGUCACAGUAAACAGUAAACACUGGCAGGCAGGCGGGCAGAGGAGGUGGAGAGGUGCACCCCGGCGCGAGGUAGAUCGCCUCUCCACAGCACUGCUCCGCGACAGGCAGGCCCACUCCCCCGGACGGGGCUGGGCGGUGAUGAGCUUCAGCUGUGAUUAA